Clupea harengus (Atlantic herring) is the source of this 926-nucleotide messenger RNA. Its product is annotated as GTPase IMAP family member 9-like. The coding region runs from base 23 to 628 and encodes 201 amino acids. The transcript is spliced from 2 exons. The record is from RefSeq and is a predicted model, not a curated record. NCBI's taxonomy places the organism in Eukaryota, Metazoa, Chordata, Actinopteri, Clupeiformes, Clupeidae.
GUUCAUCUGACACUGAGAGGCAAUGGGAGGUUCAUCAUCUAUCCUGGAAGGUGGACCCCUGAGAAUUGUGCUGAUUGGAAAGACUGGAGUGGGGAAGAGUGCUGUGGGGAACACCAUUCUGGGGAGAGAAGCGUUUACCUCACGGCGGUCUGCUAAUUCUGUCACACAAACUUGUACCAGAAAGAGUAUGAUUAGUCCCAGAGAGAUUGAGGUGAUUGAUACACCUGGUAUUAUAGACACUGACAGAGAGGCAGAUUAUGUUAAAGAUGAGAUAGCGAAGUGCAUUCAAUACUCAUGUCCAGGGCCCCACGUAUUCCUGCUGGUGAUUCAGGUGGGCCGCUUCACUACGGAGGAGCAGAAUGCAGUCAGGGCCUUACAGGAGCUCUUUGGGAAAAAGGCUGCAGACUACGUUAUAGUGCUGUUCACUCAUGGUGAUGACCUUGGGGUUCAGACUAUCAGUGACUAUGUGCGCAAUGGUCACCCCAAACUGAGGGAAGUGAUCCAGAGCUGUGGUGGACGAUACCAUGCAUUUAACAACCGCAGCACUGACCGCACUCAAGUUAUUGAGCUGGUGAAGAAAAUAGAUGAGAUGGUGAAAGGAAAUGGGGGAGGUCACUUCACUGAGUGACACAAAGGGUCAUGACAGAAAGAGGGCUAUCCUGGAACUCACCUGAGAUAGACAGGUAUCUUAUUUUCUUACCGCUCUUGUUGAGGGUGAAAAGCUUCGAAAACAUUUUUGAUGAAGAGAAAUACGACGAGACACAGAGGGACAUGACAGAAAGAAAGGGAUCCAACAGCUCACGUGAGUUAGACAUAUGGCUCAGCAUCUCAGGUAAUUAUCGAAAGGUAUUGUGAUAUUGAUUUAAGACUAUGAUAAUCCACUUACUGAAACAACAUUCACAGAAGUCAGACAUUUGCAUUGUUCU